Molecule: messenger RNA, 2795 nt
Organism: Anolis sagrei ordinatus
Lineage: Eukaryota; Metazoa; Chordata; Lepidosauria; Squamata; Anolidae
Product: noggin-2-like
Biological process (GO): negative regulation of BMP signaling pathway; osteoblast differentiation; negative regulation of cell differentiation
Source: RefSeq, a predicted model, not a curated record
AGAGGGGGGCGGGCCCUACCGCAGGCUGACACUUGGCUCCCUCCGAGGGGGAUAUUUAACUUGGGGCCGAGCGGGGCCAGCGCCGCAGUCCGAGGAGGAGAGGCAGAGGGAAGGAAGCAGAGAAGGCAGGGUUGUGAGUGAGAACGAGGGAAGAGGAAAAGCCGCAGGGCGCGAAGAAGGAAAGGAAAGGAAAGGCAGGAGGAGCUCGGGGCAAAGCGGAGUCCAUCCUCGCCUCUCAGCGGGUCCGAGGGACUUCGAAGCAGAGCUGCUUUCGUCCCAGGGAGCAUGACCGGGGAGGUGGCUAGCCCGGCGCGGACCUUCCCCUGAACCCGCUCGCCCCCUUCUUCUCCCGGCCAACAUGCAGCCGGCCAGCACUUUCGGAGCCGUGGGGCAGUCCCUGCCGGGGAGACCCUCGGCGGCGGCGCGGAGCGGAUAAGCCAGGAGCCGCGCCCCCUCCCUCCCUCCCUCUCUCUCUCCUCGGGUCUUUUCUUCGUCCUCGGGCUCCAGCCUCACGAGGCCCAGGCUGUCAUGCUCAUGUCUAGACGGGGCGCCGGGGCUCCCCGUCCAGCUGUCACCAUGGGGAUGGAGGCGGAGGAGGAGGAGCGCCGGGCGCCGCGCUGAAUUGCCGGGAAGGCAGAGAGAGGCGCAGAGAGAGCGCGAGGCUGCCCUGGGGAAGGGGGCCCCCUCUUGGCGGUGAAGAUUCCUCGGAUUACGACUACUGCUACCACCGCUCACUGGAUUGUUCUACCCGCCUUGCCCUGUGGACCCAAGGCCGCUAACAAGCCCUUCUUUCCGUCUCCUCUUCCUUCCAUCUCUCCCCUCCUCGCCUUCCAUCCUUCCCAGCCCUUCUCUAGUUCUCCUAGUUUGUGCCCUUCUCCCCAGUGGCAGGAAAGAGACCACGGUCCAACUCUGGGGCGAUCCGUUUCAAGACAGACUUUUUCCCAGGACACUCUUGGUGACCCCUCAUUGGCAAAGCAGGCCCUCAGGGCAUCUUAAGGCAUCGAGGAGCAGCACUUGGCAAAGGGCAAGGGCCGAGGGGAGUAUGAAGGCCCCCCAGGCCUUGCUGCUUUACUCCUCCUUGGCGGUGCUAUGGCCCCAGGGCUGCGGCCAGCCCUACCUCCGUCUGCGCCCGUCCCCCAGCGACAACCUGCCCGUCAAGGACAUCAUUGAGCAUCCGGACCCAGAGUAUGACCCCAAGGAACAGGACCUGGACGAGAGGACUUUGAGGAAGAAGCUGGGGAGCAGCUUCGACCCCCACUUCAUGUCGGUGGCAGCCCCAGUCCAGGGGAACCUCUCAGACCCGCAUCACAGGCCCUUCAAGGGGACGGGGCCCUUGCCCAACGAGCUCAAGAAGCUGGACCUUGGGGAGACACCAUAUGGGGCACGGCUGCGGUUGGGAAAGAAGGCCCGGCGGAAGUUCCUGCAGUGGCUGUGGGCCUACACGUACUGCCCGGUGGUCUACACUUGGAAGGACCUGGGGGCCCGCUUCUGGCCCCGAUACAUCAAGGAAGGGAACUGCUUCUCAGAGCGGUCCUGCUCCUUCCCGGAGGGCAUGUACUGCAAGCCAGUCAAGUCCGUGACCAAGACGUUCCUGAGGUGGUACUGCCAAGGGUGGUCCCGGCAAAAGUAUUGCACUUGGAUCCCGGUGCAGUACCCAGUGAUCUCUGAGUGCAAGUGCGCCUGCUAGCCAGACUCAAGGUUCCUGGGUGACCUGACAAACUGCCCUUGUGCACCACAUGUGGAUAUAUGCGGACCACUUGCCUGAGAAAGCCUUCACCUGGAAGCCCCUUGAGGCGGAAUGGCAUUGGCAACCCUCCAUCCGGGCCACAUGGGUCCCGCCACAAAAGCUCUAGGUAUUCUGUGGGUAACAUGCUUCCAACACGGCGUAGGGACUGCAUGUUUGGACCCAGAACUCUCACGGUGGACCCAUGGAGAGACUCGACGAAACAGGGACACACAAUCCAUAAGGGACCUCACCUGUUUGUUUUUUCAUCCUCGUCCCAUCCCCUCAGCAGCCCCUUGCACUGGGCUUUCUUUUCUCUCUCUAAUUAUUUUAUCUUAUUUGAAAUAAGGGGGGGGGGGGAGCAAAACCUGAAAGGAGCUGCAGUGCAGGCUGUGGAAAAAGCUGAGCACCACAUUCAGAUGUCUAUUUUUAUACGUAUAUAGCAUUCUAACAAAAAGGGAAAUUACCAUCCUUUGUAAAUACAGAGAAAUUUUAAAGGGAGAAGAUUCAGUGGUGUGUGUUUUCUUGGUGGGCUAUUUUUAUUGUUAUUAUUAAUAAUAAUAUGAAGAGGACGAUGAUGAUGCAGGACCACAUGUUGAAGCUGACCUUUUCCAAAUUGAUCACUUUCCUUUGGCAAAUGGGAAGAAGGAUAUGUUUCCUAAAAAAGACGGUUUAUACUACUCAACCUCCCUUUAGAAAGUUUUGUUUCUUUUUCCUGUUUUUGUUUCUUUUCCUUCCAAAUUUGUUGCUGAUCUUCAGACUAAUAUUCAAAAUUGUUUUUUAAAAAAUAUGUAUAUUGAUUAAGAAGAUUUUUUUAAGUAUGUUGCAAAAAGGGUGAAUUUUUUGUUUGUUUUGGAUUACAUAUAGUGAUGUAGAUACGUUAAAAGGCAUUUCUUGUGCACAGUUUAUUUAUUUUUCAUGUUUGUGUAUAGGAGGAGAGAAAGCUAGAGAUUAUGCCAGAAAAAAUAUUGAAAAUGUUUACUUGAAUAUUCCUUUUUCAACAUAUCAGUGUACAUAUCAACCAUGACUGAUAAAAAAUUUUUUAGCAAUAAACUCUAUCGCUAAAGAAAUA